GAGAGAGAGAGAGAGAGAGAGAGAGAGAGAGAGAGAGAGAGAGCUGUUACGUAUAAUUCACCUCACACAACAAGACCAAGUCGUGAAUAAUAAUUAUUCAUCAUUCGUGCUUUGCUUAUCAAAUCGUGGGGGAUUUCCUUUACAUAACUCACUGUGUUAUCACACGUAAUUCUCUUGUUCGGUCUCAUACACCGACGUUAUUGUCUUGUCUUCUUUUUUGUAUUCCUAAUUCAUUCGAUUUAUUUCCUUUUUCUCACCGUUUUUAUUGGUCUUUCUUCGCUCUUUCUGUGUCUCGGCCUAACGGUACAUUGUGUUUACGCCAGAAGACGCGGGUUGGCUAACGACGGAGAGCGUAACGAGUUUGUUUUAUGUCCUUCCGUCUGGUUUCACCGUCUAUUCUCAAACUCCUUGGACAUUUUCAAAGGUAGAACACAUUUUUCAAAUAUUGUAUUCGUAAAUCAUUGAAAAACUGUUUUUUCAGUAUUUAUUUAAGGAAAUUAAUUUCGUUACGCUUGCUGAGUGGCCCGCCCCUACCUGGGGGAGGGCGGGAACAUCCCACAAGACGAUCCCACAGCCAACCAUCUCCCGCUAUCCACGGGUCAACGACUUUAUGACGUCAUCCUUCGUCAUUCGGCGUCCAUACCGCGUUUUCUAUCGUUUCAGUCGAAAUGUCAACUUCUUAUCUAUUAAAUGGGUUACGUUAACGCAAACUUCCAUAGCAUUUUGUUACUGGAAUCAGCCAUUUAAAAAAAAAAAAUUCUGCCUAAAGUUACGCGAGUCUGGCUUUGCUCAGCUGUAACGGUACCUCUGGUUGGAUACUGUUGGUUCCUGAAGGAUUGGGACGGGUAUCCUUCUCUUGGGAGGGGUCCUACCUCCUUCGGGGGGGCGGGCUCCCUUGGGGUGGCAGGUAUAGGAAAUCAGCUGGCUGGAACACCUUUGAGGCCACUGGAAGAAGUCCACGUCAGUGCGUGUGAGAGAGAGAGAGCAUUCGGAAGGUGUACAAUAUAACAGUUUCUCUCGAGGUGUUUUUAGUGCGAUGCCGGUUUGAACUGAGUUCGUAAUUUCUCUAAUUAUUCUGUAAAUAACUGCCUCGUCUCGUUUGCGAUGGUGACAUUGACGUAACAGGUGAACGAGUGUGCUAUAAUUGUGAAUUGAAGAUAUAAGAACGUAAGUGAAUACCUGUUAAAUUAGUUAGGAAACAAAGACAUUUAAUUAAGUUAUUUCAGCACCGUGUGACCUAACAGUUUGUCAAGACGCCCAAAAUGUUGUCCCAGCACCUCAGAUUGUUACCUUUUCUCUGCACAAUGUUGCUUUGGACUUCGGUGACAGUUUUGGCGUCACAGCCUCAAAUGCAGGUCGGUCACAACAGUCCGACUGACCCUUCAGACAAGGGCGACAAUCUCCGUCAGUUCCUCCAAGUCCAGAACAAAUUCCUGGACAUCGUGGGGAACUCCUCCUCCCGCGUCCACAGCCUGACCCACGUGCUGGGCAUGCUGAACUCGAAGCAGGGCAAAGAACUGGGCGCCCUUCUGGUGAAAGGGGUCACUCUGGGCAUGCAGGAGAAGAAUCCAGGUCAGCUUUUGACCGAUUUCUGGACGCAACUCCAGGGGAGGCUGUCCCCCACUCUGCUCGAGUCCUUCGAUGACUACAGGGACUUCCUCAGGGGAGUGGACAUCAGCACGCUGCCCAUGGCAUGGGAGCAGCUCUUCAAGAAGGACGAACUGGGGAAUAGCUUAGCCUCCCUGCCCCUGGGUCAACUGGUCGACAUGCUCCAGCCGACAGCGUCCAGAUACGGGAUAGACAUCAGGGCGGUGAUGAGUUCAAUGAUGGGUCAGGGUGACAACAAUGUCAGGGACCUCCUCGCUUCGGCCGUUGCCAACACAGACUUUGGAGCGCUGAUGAACCAGGUGAUCAAUGCAACGACGAGCGCCCUCCGGCCGUCAGAAAACGCUGGUGCGAGUUCUGGACAAAAGUCCCAGGCUGGAGAUGCCCGUAAAAAGGGGAAAGCAGACAAGACGCUGCGUCUUUUCCGUCCCCUCGUGGCCUCUCUGCUGAAAGAGAACGAGAUUGAUUUGGACGCGGAUGCUGUUCUGGAGGUGCUCUCCCCACUCUUCAAGAGCGACAUCUUAACUCAGGCUUCCCCUUGGAUUGCUAUGCUUGCCGGGCAGGGUGGUAAAGGGGGCUUAGGAAACAUGCUAGCAAAUGUCAUGGGUGGAGGGGGCCAGGAAGGGUUCAAUCAGCAACAGUUAGGAGGUCUCCUCGGAGGUCUAGGAGCGCUGAUGGCUACUGGUGGUGGCAAGAACCAAAUGGAUAUGUCCUCUCUCCUCAGCAUGGCAUCCAUGUUUAUGGGUAAGCCUUCCAAAACAAAGGGUAAAAGUAAAUCCAAAUCUGGUAGCAAGAAGGGGAAAGAGGCCAAUGAUUUCGACUUUGGGUCCCUGAUGAAUGUCGCAGGACAGCUCUUAGGAAACAACAUGAAUCUUGACACCAUUUUGGACAUUGCUUCCAGCAGUCUGAAAUCAGAGAUGAACAAGAAGAGGGCAGGUUCUGCGCAAAGUGGGCCAGCCAAGAAAGCCAGACUGUCCAAGCAGGAACAAGAAACUGAGGAGGUGCCACAAAUUCAGUUGAGAAUCACAAAAUCAAAGACCUUCUUGAACCUGGUUGAGCCAAUUCUGCUCUCAAUGAAGAAGGACAAGAAAUGCAAUGCAAAAAUCAAGGAGGCUCUCGAUCUCGGCAAGGUCAUGUUGGGCAGCUGGAUCUCUUCAUCGCUGGGAGACAUCAACCAAAUAAUGCCACUUCUGAAGUCGUACUUUGCUGAUAGUGAGGUCCUGAAGUCUAAGGGCAUCAAUUUGGAAACUUUAGCUGCGUCCUUCACUCAGGCCUUCAUGAAAGCAGACUGGAGUGAUUUUCUUGAAAGCCUCAAGAACAAGGACCUCCGACAGAUGCUGAUCAGGAACGUUGCACCGAGCGCUGCAGAAGUCUUAGUGCUCCUGGCGGAGAAGGAGAGCCAAGAGAAGAUGUACAACAACGUCGUGCCUCGCAUACAGAACUUCUUCGCAAGUUACGGCCUGGUCGGGGUCACCUUGGACAACUUCCCAGAGAGAUUAGCCCCUCUCUUAGGACUCCUGGGGAAAAGCUGGAACCUUCCAUUCAACCCUACGACACUGCUGGUCCCGCUGAAAGUAUACUUGAAGAGCUUGAAGUCUAUAGUCCUUUCUUACCUCCAGAGUAUUCCAACUGAUGCUGGCCAGGUUGGGAACGUCCUCUUCGACUUGCUGGAGCAUGGAGUGGCUGAACCGCUGUUGGAGGUCGUGGAGGCUGUCCAGACAACGCGCGACCCAUACUGCCUGCCCCAGAGGUUAUGCCAGGUCAAUUCCCAGUAUGACGAGGAGGGAGUUCCAGCGACUGUGGCCAGGAUAGCGAGCGUGGCCUUUUCGGCGGAGCCCGUCUUGGCAACACCGGAUUCGAACCUACUCCUACACACAUUGCACAGUAUUGGUGGUAUCGACAGAAAGGAUGGAUGUGCGGAAUUCUUCCCUGGCGAUUGCAAUCCUGAGGACGAUGGAGAAGAAGGAGAAGAAGAGGAAGAAGAUGAGGAAGAAGAAGAAGACUACGACCCAACAAUGGACCUAUUAUACGAACAUCAAGAACUGUGAGAAAAAGUAGAAGACGAAUAUUUUCACUGUCACUUCUGGAAAGGCAGAUUUUGUGUAAAUCAUCGUGUUUUCUAGAUACCCCUAGAGAGACAUUUCUAUAGUUCUAGGUCUAUUUCUUUUUCUAGAAACCAUCUGGUGGCAAUCUAGAUAAGUUUGGUUCCGUGGAGUUGUCUAGAACACCCAAUGGUACUACUAGAAACUCCCAGAUUACUUUGGAUUAGUCUAAAUCUUCGUUUUCUAGAAACCCUUUAUAGAAAUGUGAACACUUCUAGGUCUAUUUCGUUUUCUAGAAACCCUCUGGUGGCAAUCUAGAUGAGUUUGGUUUCAUGGCGUUCGCUAGAAACCUCUAGAAUACUCUGGAUAGGCCUAUUUUUUU
Macrobrachium nipponense is the source of this 4029-nucleotide messenger RNA. RefSeq lists its product as uncharacterized. The record is from RefSeq and is a predicted model, not a curated record. The coding region runs from base 1263 to 3653 and encodes 796 amino acids. The transcript is spliced from 4 exons. NCBI's taxonomy places the organism in Eukaryota, Metazoa, Arthropoda, Malacostraca, Decapoda, Palaemonidae.